GGGGGGAGUCGCAAGUUGCCUGAUUCUUCGGCGCUAGGAUCCGGAGGAAUAUGCUCCGACUCUCCCUCCCGUUCCCUUGAAUUUUUCUCCCAAGCCUGUUUUAAAGUCUCUGCCAGACCCGGGCUCACAUGCUACUUCCUGGAUGGAGGAAUGGAAAGCUCCCAGCUCUGCUGCAACUCUUCCCUUUCUGUUUUCGCAAGAACCGCUGCAGCCAUCCGCUGCAUGGACUAAAGCCAGCCUUCCUUUUUUUACCUCCCACGAUAAACGAACUGAUUAGGGCUUGAUUACUGUCCCUUGCGUUUUUUUUUUUUUGGGGGGGGCGAUUAUGAAGAAGCUGUCGCAUAAAUGCGAUUUUCUGAAAUAAAAAACUAUUGCUUCAUAUUAUAACUUAACAGACCAUUCGAAACUGAGGCUAGUGAUUGUGUCAACAGCAAGUUAUAUUGGCAGGGGGGCGGCGUUAAAGAUUUUUUUAUUAUUCAAAUAAUUUCUCAAUCUUUCUUUGAAAUUUUAGACGGAUAACUCCCAACAGUUGUCUUUCGUGCUCUCGAUGUGUUUUUUGACAUGCGGAGGCUACUGCGAUCGUGUUGCUGGUGGAUCUUGUCUUUGAUUUUGUCAGCCUUCGUCCUUUUCUGGGCCGACUGUCACCCCGCUCUGACGGAGGGUCAGCCGGCAUCUUCGCCAUGGAGACAGCAGGAAGGCGCCAGUAGGACGAGGCACGGCAGAGCAGCAGUGGAGUCCUACUGGGCUUACUCAGGGACAUAUGGGCCAGACAGUUGGGCCACAGCCAACCCAGAGUGCCGGGAGAAGAACCAGUCGCCCAUCGACAUCAUCGACCAGGAAGCAAAGGUUUCCACGGAGUACCAAGAGCUUACCUUAGAUGGGUUUGAGACAGAGUCUUCAAACAAGACCUCAAUGAAAAACACCGGCAAGACAGUGGCUGUCCUCCUGAAGGACGACUACUUCGUCAUGGGGGCCGGACUGCCCGGGCGCUUCAAAGCUGAGAAGGUCGAGUUCCACUGGGGUCAGAACGGUUCCUCUGGAUCGGAGCACAGCAUCAACGGCAGGAGGUUCCCAGUUGAGAUGCAAAUUUAUAUGUACAACUCGGAUGAUUUUGAAAGCAUCAACAUGGCAAUUAAGGAGCGGCGAACCAUAUCAGCCAUGGCUGUGUUUUUCCAGGUUGGGCUGAAUGAUAACCCGGCUGUGGACCCCAUCAUCCGUGGGCUGAAGGGCGUGGUGCACCAUGAGAAGGAGACCUCGCUGGAGCCCUUCGUCCUGAGGGACCUCCUCCCUUCGUCGCUGGGGAGCUACUACCGCUACACAGGCUCGCUGACCACACCACCCUGCAGCAAGGUCGUGGAAUGGAUCGUCUUCAGUCGGCCCGUCUAUCUGUCCCACCAGCAGCUGGAGGCCUUUUACUCCAUAUUCACCACCGAGCAACAGGACCACGUCAAGUCCGUGGAGUACCUGAGGAAUAACUUCCGCCCCCAGCAGAGCCUCGACAGCAGGGAGGUGUACAAGUCUGCCGUCAAGGAUGCCUGGGCCGACCUGUCGGACAGCAUGGGGUACCCCUACGGCACAGAGUCAUCCAAAGUGUGCAGCAGCCCCCCCAUCAACAUGAAGGUGCAGCCUCUAAACCGGACAGCCCUGCUGGUCAGCUGGACCAGGCCCGAGAUGGUCUACCACCCCCCCAUCCUCAGCUUCAUGGUCUCCUACAGCUGGACCAAGAACGACGAGUCCUACGAGAAAACCUUCAUGAAAGACAGCAGCCAGGACCUGAGGGCCGUCAUCACCCAUGUGUCCCCCGACAUCUUGUACCUGUUCCGAGUGCAGGCCGUGUGCCAGAAGGACAUGCGCAGUGAUUUCAGUCAGACCAUGCUCUUCAGGGCAAACACGACUAGGAUUUUUGAGGGAACAAGAAUUGUGAAAACAGGAAUGCCCACUGCCUCCCCAGCAUCCUCUGCAGAUAUGGCUCCCAUCAGCUCGGGGUCCUCCACCUGGACCUCUUCCGGCCUCCCAUUCUCCUUCGUGUCUAUGGCGACGGGCAUCGGGCCGUCGUCCAGCGGCAGUCAGGCCACGGUGGCAUCAGUGGUGACCAGCACCCUGCUGGCAGGGCUGGGCUUCAGUGGGGGGGUCAUCUCCUCUUUUCCCAGCUCCGUGUGGCCCACGCGAGCCCCACCCCCAGCCCCCGCUCCUACUCGUCAGGUCGCCAAGACCGUCACUCCCGUCGCCGAGUCAGUGGCCACCCAGGCCUCAGAUACUGACAGUACUGCCAAGGACCAUGAGGGCGGUGCCAGUGAGGGCGAGAAAGAUAGCAAGAGCGAGGGAGAAGAAGGACAGAGGGAGGGAGAGGAGGACGAGGAUGACGAGGGAGACAAGGAGACUGUGCGAGACAGGAAGAUAGUGCCCGCAGAGGGCGAGGCGAAGGAGGAGGGCAGUGUAGCCAAAGAGCCCCCAUCAGCCACCCCAGCCUCAACUGCUAAAGAGAAAGGACAGCACAAUGCAAGUGCCACUAGUGACCAGCUACCGAAGAGCGCAGCGCCCCCUAUAGGGCCUUCCUUGAAUGACACCUCAGCAAUCCAGCCGUCCGACGUCACCACGCAUCCCUACAGUGGCCCAGAGAAGAACAAUUGGCCUUUCGUCUUUCACACAGAGAGGAGCACAGUGUCCAACAUGAAGAGCCCAAUCUAUAGUUCCAGCAAGAUGGAGUGGAUAAUCCCCUUGGUUGUGGUGUCAACCCUCACCUUCGUCUGCCUGGUCCUGCUGCUCGCCGUGCUGGUCUACUGGAGGAUGACCAGUCUCUGCUCCCUAUUCUGUCUGAAGUACAGGAGGUGCUUCCAGACGGCUCACUUCUACGUGGAGGACAGCAGCUCCCCCCGCGUGGUCCCCAACGAGAGCUUCCCCAUCAUCCCCAUUCCAGAUGACAUGGAGGCCAUUCUAGUCAAGCAUUUCAUCAAGCACACCACAGAGCUGUACUCAAAUGAUCAGCAUGGAUUCUCUGAAGAUUUUGAGGAGGUGCAGAGAUGCACGGCCGACAUGAAGAUUACGUGGGAGCAUUCCAAUCACCCCGACAACAAGCAUAAGAACAGAUACAUCAACAUCGUAGCGUAUGAUCACAGCAGGGUGAAGUUACGCCCGUUGGCUGGCAAGGACGCCAAACACAGCGACUACAUCAAUGCCAACUUUGUGGAUGGAUAUAACAAGCCCAAGGCCUACAUUGCUGCUCAGGGACCUCUGAAGUCCACCUUUGAAGACUUCUGGAGGAUGGUCUGGGAGCAGAACACAGGGAUUAUCGUUAUGAUCACAAACCUUGUAGAGAAAGGAAGAAGGAAGUGUGACCAGUACUGGCCGACGGAGAACAGCGAGGAGUAUGGGAACAUCGUGGUGACACUGAAGAGUGCCGAGGUGUAUGCCUGCUACACGGUCCGGCGCUUUACGGUGCGCAACACAAAAGUGAAAAAGGGUCAGAAGGGGAACCCAAAGACCCGGCAGAACGAGCGGACUGUGAUCCAGUACCACUACACACAGUGGCCUGACAUGGGCGUGCCGGAAUACACCCUGCCAGUCCUGACCUUUGUGCGGAGGUCCUCCGUUGCCCAGACAGCAGACACGGGACCAGUGAUAGUGCACUGCAGCGCCGGCGUGGGCAGGACGGGGACGUACAUCGUCAUCGACAGCAUGCUGCAGCAGAUAAAGGAUAAAGGCACGGUCAACAUCUUGGGCUUCCUGAAACACAUCCGGACCCAGAGAAAUUAUCUCGUGCAGACAGAGGAGCAGUACAUCUUCAUCCACGAUGCCUUGAUGGAAGCUAUUCUUGGCAAAGAAAGCGAAGUGCUUGCCAGUCAGCUCCACAGCUAUGUCAACAGCAUCCUCACGCCAGGCCCGGGGGGCAGGACGCGUCUGGAGAAGCAGUUUAAGUUGGUGACCCAGUGCAACACCAGAUUUGUUGAAUGCUUCAGUGCCCAGAAGGAGUGUAACAAAGAGAAGAAUCGCAACUCUUCAGUGGUGCCAUCGGAACGAGCCAGAGUUGGCCUGGCACCACUGCCUGGAAUGAAGGGCACUGACUACAUCAAUGCCUCUUACAUAAUGGGUUACUACAGGAGCAAUGAGUUCAUAAUUACCCAGCAUCCCCUUCCUCACACGACUAAGGACUUCUGGAGGAUGAUUUGGGACCACAAUGCACAAAUUAUCGUCAUGUUGCCAGACAACCAGAGCUUGGCUGAGGACGAGUUUGUGUACUGGCCUAGUCGGGAAGAGGCCAUGAAUUGCGAGGCCUUCACCGUCACGCUCAUCAACAAGGACAGGCUGUGCCUCUCCAAUGAGGAGCAGAUCAUCAUCCAUGACUUCAUCUUGGAGGCUACGCAGGAUGACUAUGUCCUGGAGGUUCGUCACUUUCAGUGCCCAAAAUGGCCCAACCCUGACGCUCCUAUCAGUAGUACCUUUGAGCUCAUCAACGUCAUCAAGGAGGAGGCCAUGACCCGAGAUGGACCAACCAUAGUGCAUGACGAGUUUGGAGCUGUCUCGGCGGGCAUGCUCUGCGCGCUCGUCACCUUGUCCCAGCAGCUGGAGAGCGAGAAUGCAGUGGGGGUGUACCAGGUGGCCAAGAUGAUCAACCUCAUGAGGCCUGGAGUGUUCACUGACAUUGAACAAUACCAGUACCUUUAUAAAGCUAUGCUGAGCCUGGUCAGCGCCAAGGAGAACGGAAUGAGCCCCAUGUCCGUGGACAGAAAUGGCAUUAUUGUGAUUACAGACGAAUCGGACCCUGCAGAAAGCAUGGAGUCACUUGUUUGAAGAGGACAUUGGCACGAAGAGGCACUUAAUUUGUAAAACUUCAAGGACUAGACAGACUUUUUUGAGGCCUUUUUUGCCAGAAUCUUGGUUAAAUGGAAAAAGAACCUGAUUACUUUUUUACACUGAUAAAAAGUUUUUGAUAUUUAUUUUUGCCAUUUUAUGUCUUAAUGUUAUCCUACUGAGCGUUUGCACCUGUCUUUAAGUUCACACGACGAAACACAGUUCUCUCUAGUUUGCACUAUAAUGUCAGUGUUACUGCCUACAACCCAGUUGACAUUAUCGGUCACACAUCCAUGCUUUCCCGGUUGUAUGUUUUCGGCCAAUUGGAGUCGAGAAGCUUCGAUCACGCGCCCCCUGCCGCUGAAGGCGCGGAAUGAGGAUGAUGAUGCGGCCAGUCCCCAUGUGCUGUGUUACCGAGUAGCUGUUCGCGGCCGUACGAGAUCAAUUGUAUUCUGUACAGAAAAGUGGUGUAAUGGUUUCCAAAAGAAACAUAGCUCUGAAAACCACGGCGGGAGGGACUACCAUGCCCUGUUUAGUAACGACCUGUGUUGGACUAACGUUUGGCCUAGCAUAACCCUAUACAGCAUGCGAAGGGAAGCGGGUUCUGCUCCGCCAGUGACUGGUCGCGCUGAUCUCGCCCACCUUGGAUUUCAGAGCUUAAUGUCUCCCAUCAAUAGCUUAAUGUGCUUCAGAAAUCACAAUGGAAACUCAUAUAACAGUAAGCAAUAGGGUCAUUAUUUGGCAUCCGAAUUUGAUUUUUCAUAUUUUUUAUUAAUAAGUCAAACCCAUAUUUUCAUUUUACAUGUGGCAUUUAAACCACUACUGUGAAAUGUACUUCUUUUUGCAGGCUUCUUUUUAAAAUAUAUCCUUAAUCCUCUUAACGUGUGGUUUUGUAGACUUCUUUUGUCGGCGAACCUUGGAACAGAUUCUCCUUGGUUCUCGCUUAAAGGAUUUGACACAGUGCAGACAGUUUGCUGCUCCUCCCCCCCCCCCCCCAAACCCAACCCAACCCAUCCCAUCCCAUCCCUUCCAUCUAGCUGCCUCCAGGCUCACCUGUCUCUCUGUCGCUCCUUUUACGCGUCUUUCUACCAUGAAGGUAGCAUUCAGUGUUAACAUAUUAAAAAGAAAUAAACAUUUCGGUUUACUUAUAAAUCGGUGCUUACUGAAAACCGGAUGAGUGGAAUAGCUCGUAUGGAUAUAAUCAGAGACCACUGUUUUGUGUAAUUAAUAUACAUAAUUUCAUUGAAUCGUUUGCUUCCUUAGUUAUCUCAACCCAAGUGCAUUCAGUGUUGCCGAGAACGUUUAAAUUGCGUAUCAUUUCCCAACGUUUUGACCUUUGUGGUCCCGCCCACCCAUGAUUGUACCGUAUGUCGUGUAAAAUGUGCCCCCUACUUUGGUUUAAAUGGAAAACAAGGUGGAGAAAAAAGAAGAGCAGACACCGAUCUCAUCUCUCGAGUGGUAUAUACACCGGCCCGAGGCCCAAGGUGACCUACCCAUCAUUUCUCUCCUGCUGUUUCAGAGGCGAAGUACUCCCAGCACAUUCAAGGCAAAACGUGCGGCUCCCUUCGCUGUGUCCGAAGGCCGCCACGCAUCAAGCGGCAGACUGUGCUCAUUUCAGGCACAGUGGGACUCUGCGGCUUCAACCUAAAUGGGGAAGAAAAGGGUGUUAUCCUUUUGUCACACAGCACAACUGCCUUGGCGUUAUAUAUUUUUUUGUAUUUUAUUUUUUUUAAGCAUAGCGACAUAUAACCUGGGGAAAAUAUAAUGCAUCAACUCUACCAAAGAUAUAAAUGCAUUUCAGAAAGGAAAACAAAGCUUUGUUUGGUCAUUUUUUUAUAUUUCUGUUUAGUCGAAGUUGUGAUUAGAAUUAAACGAUUAAAUGUGUGCUUGACAUUCAUUACUGGCAGAGGUUUGACAUUAUCGGUAUACUUAUACAGACUAUAUUUACUAAUUAAAUUGUACUUCAUUACGAAUUUUUAUUUAACUCAAUUAAUUUGCCACAGAAAUAUGUGGGAAUAGUUUACUCUUUUAAAGGUGUUUUUUCAGAGCCGUGGGUGCUUUUCUUAAUUUAACUGGAAAUAGAUUUAAAAAAAAAAUGUGAUGUUUUGAGGUGGAAUGUCAAGUCCGCCCUUCAUCGGUGUCAUGCUGUGGCUGAUCUUUAAUCAAGUUACUGUUCUUUUUAUUAUUUGUGUUUCUUCAUACGGAUGUGGCUGAAAAUUGAGUUGUUCAGUAUUACCCGGUGAAAUGUUACGUUUUCUUUAUUUUUUUUGUCUCCUUUAUAUCUCCUUACAAGGAGGCUGUUUAACGAAGUCGCAGCUCCAACAUUUGGGGAAAGACGCGACUUUCGAUCAUUCGUCACCCUAAGCACUACUGAGUUACAGGCCGCCGAUUUGGAUUUUUUUGUAUUUUUUUUUGCUUACCAUCCCAAUCAUUCCUUUUUGUUACAUGCGCUAUGAAACAAACACUAGUGUCUCAUAAAAUUUAAAAUGUACAUAUUUUGUUUUUCCAUUAACCAUCUUCUGGAAACUUUUUAUCUAUGGUAUAUAAUCAUAGAAUUUUAUAUUUUCUUAUGAAGCUAUUUUUUCCCUAGUUUCUGCUCCGUCAUUGUUCUGUGGUGAAUAUUUGGGGAAAAGUCUCUCUCUGUGCAUUGAGGUAGUGAUUGUCAUCACAUACCAAAAAUAUCCAUAAACAUCCAUACCUAUACAUCUCCCUUUCUGGCAGUGAUUGUGGUACUUUUUAUUUCAUUUUCUUUUUCAGUUAUUAUUAUUAUUAUUAUUAUUAUUAUUAUUAUUAUUAUGUUGUCAGUUUGUGCAAUAGAAUAGAUCUAGUGAGUCACUGAAUAAGUUUGUCUCAUUGGCCCAUUUGGAAAAGGUGGGUGUUUCUCUUCUUUUGUAACCAGAAAAAAAUGUUUUGUUGAAAGCUAUAUAAAAUCAUUCUAUUAUAGUGUUAUUUAAUAUGUAAAUUGUAUUGCUAUACAUAAAAUAAAAUAUGGGUUUUGAUGUACUUUA
Molecule: messenger RNA, 7796 nt
Organism: Brienomyrus brachyistius
Lineage: Eukaryota; Metazoa; Chordata; Actinopteri; Osteoglossiformes; Mormyridae
Product: receptor-type tyrosine-protein phosphatase gamma-like
Exons: 30
Coding region: 562-4788 (1408 amino acids)
Biological process (GO): protein dephosphorylation
Molecular function (GO): protein binding; protein tyrosine phosphatase activity
Source: RefSeq, a predicted model, not a curated record